Messenger RNA from Equus caballus (horse), 3396 nucleotides. The record is from RefSeq and is a predicted model, not a curated record. NCBI's taxonomy places the organism in Eukaryota, Metazoa, Chordata, Mammalia, Perissodactyla, Equidae.
AACUGGCCAAGCUGGGAGGAAAGAAGAAAGGGAGGGGAGGGGAGAAUCGAGGACGGCAGGCCUAGCCAGGCCAAGAAUGCAAUUGCCCCGGUGGUGGGAGCCGGGAGACCCUUGUGCUUGGACGGGACAGGGUCGGGGGACACGCAGGAUGAGCCCCGCGACCACUGGCACCUUCUUGCUGACAGCAUUUUUAUUAAGCUGUGCUGAUGGCAUAAAUGGAACAGUUAACUGGAAGACCAAACAGGCCAACAGUUUUAUUAUCAGCAGAAAAAUGACUGCUGGGAAGAAAGAUGUGUACACUAUUUUCUCGAAAGUGCACUCUGAUCGGAAUGUGUACCCAUCUGCAGGUGUCCUCUUUGUUCAUGUUUUGGAAAGAGAAUAUUUUAAGGGGGAAUUUCCGCCUUACCCAAAACCUGGUGAAAUUAGUAAUGAUCCCAUAACAUUUAACACAAAUUUAAUGGGUUACCCAGACCGACCUGGAUGGCUUCGAUAUAUCCAAAGGACACCAUAUAGUGAUGGAGUCCUGUAUGGGUCUCCAACAGCUGAAAAUGUGGGGAAACCAACAAUCAUUGAGAUAACUGCCUACAAUAGGCGUACCUUUGAGACUGCAAGGCAUAAUUUGAUAAUUAAUAUAAUGUCAGCGGAAGACUUCCCGUUACCGUAUCAAGCAGAAUUCUUCAUUAAGAAUAUGAAUGUAGAAGAAAUGUUGGCCAGCGAGGUUCUUGGAGACUUUCUCGGGGCCGUGAAAAACGUGUGGCAGCCAGAGCGUCUGAACGCCAUAAACAUCACGUCGGCCCUAGACAGGGGCGGCAGGGUUCCGCUUCCGAUUAAUGACAUGAAGGAGGGCGUUUACGUCAUGGUUGGUGCUGAUGUCCCAUUUUCGUCUUGUUUACGAGAAGUUGAAAAUCCUCAGAAUCAAUUGAGAUGCAGUCAAGAAAUGGAACCUGUAAUAACAUGUGAUAAAAAAUUUCGUACUCAAUUUUACAUUGACUGGUGCAAAAUUUCAUUGGUUGAUAAAACAAAGCAAGUGUCCACCUAUCAGGAAGUGAUUCGUGGAGAGGGGAUUUUGCCUGAUGGUGGAGAGUACAAACCCCCUUCUGAUUCUUUGAAAAGCAGAGACUAUUACACGGAUUUCCUAAUUACACUGGCUGUGCCCUCGGCAGUAGCAUUGGUCCUUUUUCUAAUACUUGCUUAUAUUAUGUGCUGCCGACGGGAAGGAGUGGAAAAGAGAAACAUGCAAACACCAGACAUCCAACUGGUCCAUCAUAGUGCUAUUCAGAAAUCUACCAAAGAACUUCGUGACAUGUCCAAGAAUAGAGAGAUAGCGUGGCCCCUGUCAACGCUUCCUGUGUUUCACCCUGUGACGGGGGAACUCAUCCGUCCCCUCCACGCAGACAGUUAUGAAAGCACUAAUAUGCCUUUGAUGCAAACGCAGCAGAACUUGCCACAUCAGACUCAGAUUCCCCAACAGCAGACUACAGGAGAUUUUCGUUUGACAACUUUUCAAAGAUUUGAGGCAAGUAUAAUGAAGUUAUUCAUCAGAUUUUAAUUACGAGAUAACAUUUAUCAGAAUUUUCCCCCACAGUUUUGAUUACUUGUUUUAAUUAAAUGCUAACAUGUUUCAACCAGACUGUUCAAUAUAUUGAUGCAGUGGUGCUACUGUGUAAGCAUUCAGGAGAUUGAUGAAGGAACCAACUUUAUUAUGAAUAUGCGUUACCUAAAGAGCAAAGAAAUAAAUGAAUCCUGCUGCCACUAAUUUCAUGGCUUUUUUUUUAAAGGAAAAAUUUUUAAAGAAUAUUUCUACAGUGGAAAUGUUAGAACUUUGUCUUCAUUAACCUCAUAAACUUCCAUCUCUCCUAAGAUGUCUUUCCUCUGAUCUUUAAUUAUGUCAGGCAAAGAGUGAGUAGAAGGGAGACUAUUUCAUUUCUAGCAAAAUAAUAAAUUCUUUUGAGUAUUUUAAAAAUCCAGGUUUUACAUAUUCUGCCAUUAGGGCAAAUAAGGAAAUCUAAGUAUAUGGUAUUAGGGAGAUUACUUGAUAGUUGUAUAGAGUUUUAGCAAGUAGACUUGUUAGCGUGCUACAUUUUAGUAAUAGGCAGCAUUUUCCAAAUACAGGGACAAUUUCUGCCUGAGCAAAUGUGAUAAGAGCCAAAGAAUUUCCCCUGGGGGAUUUUAGGCUGUUCAACCUAAUUUUCUAAAUUAUUUUUCUAAAACAGGUUUUGGGGAGCAGGCAUUUUGCGUGAGUCAAGAAAGCUUUGAUCUCCUUUUUAGUUAACACUGUAGCCCAUUACCUUCUUGUUUUCUUAUAUUUUUCUGUAAUUUGGAGCAUAUUAUGGACUAAAGAGCACUAUCUCCUCUUGGUUGUUUUCUUCUUCUUGUUGUUUUUGGUGAGUCCCCAGAGUAUGUGAGUGCUAAAGGGAGAGAGACUACCCUAGCAUUUUUAUAAUUAUGAUGGAUUGUUGUGUUUCUGCUCUGAUUAGAGUCAUGCCUCCUGGAGAGAGGAGCUAAAUGGGCAGGUUACAUUUCUUCUUCCGAUUCUAUUCAUUUGAAUGAAAAAAUAAAGUUUGUUUCUUCAUUUCUAAGUAUUCUGUUCCGUCUGCACAUGCAUGGAUUCAGUGCUGUUUAUGUAUUUUCGUGGGUACACCAGCUUUUCUGUUCCUCCAUCCUGGUUAUUUUAGUACCACAAAGAGGCAACAACAUUUGUGCAUGAUUACCGGGAAAUAAUAAUUUGGUUUUUCCAAGAACCUCAGAGCACUAUGCUAGUGUCACAGUUUUCUUUAUGAAGGUAACAUAAGCACCAAUUUGUCUCUUGGAUACCAAGUGAUUUAGUUGUGGCUACCUAUAUGGAAUUUGUCAGGGGAGAGUAUAUUUUGAAGUUUGGUUUAUUUAGUUAGUUGUUUUAAAUGAUCAUCAGAAGUUGAAGAAAUGAACUAGCUGCUGGUGGUGUAAUCCUGGCCUUAAGCACUAGCUGGGAUAAUGGAGCAGUUGAAAGCUGUCAGUAGCCCUACCCUUUGGACCAGCCCCACGCCAUUGAUUUUGAUGCCCCUUCAGGUUUUCCCGUUUUCCCUGCCCUUCCAACCUACCUGGUAUCUUCUAAAAAGCCGUGAUUAAAAGGUAGAGUCAUACAUCGUCCAGUCACCCUCGUUCUGUUUUGUUUAUUGUGGGAGGAAUUUUCAGGCCAUACCUUUGGAGAAAUAGAAAACACCCUAGCUUUGGCCGAAGAAGGAGGGGACAGAUUUAGAAAAUUUUCUUAAAACCAAAUGCAGAGAAAUAAGACAGCAUAAUUAUUUUAAAUUAUGUUAUGAUGGAAAAUUACUGGUUUGGUCAAAUUUUCGUUUUGCUCAAAAUCUGUAAGUGUCUAUGCCCUGACUAACUCAUGCCCAUAUUCAUUCUUCCACA